AUGUUUCUCGCGUGGUUUGAAGCAAAUCGUCAGUAUGUAAGCGGUCGCGAUCUAACAUAUGCUGAAUUUCCAACAAGAUUUACUUAUGAGAAGAAGGACAAACAGUGGCAGCCACGUAAACUAGGAUAUCAAAUUGGAAGGCUUCAUUACACGCCGCCUGAUAUAUGGGAGUUGUACUACAUGAGGAUACUAUUGACCGUUGAGUUGUACUACAUGAGGAUACUAUUGACCGUUAAGAAGGGCUGCAUGAGAUAUAGAUGCAUAAAAACGAUUAAUGGACAUACCUAUGACACGUUCCAGGAAGCACGCUCUGCUUUAGGAUUACUUGAUGACGACAGAGAGUUUAUAGAUGAUAUCACGGAAAAUGGAAAACGGACGUCGCUUACUGACUUCAAAUCUAUGCCCAGGCCAAACGCGGCAGACAUGCCAACUUUCACAAACAAGCUUAUCAUUGAUGAGCUAAAUUACAACAAAGUUGAAUUGAAAAAGACACACGUUGAUAUGUUACUGAUGCUGACUGAUGAACAAAGAUGUGUGCAUGACAAGAUCAUGGAGUCUGUUGGUUAUGACGACAAUGGUUUCUUUUUCUUAUAUGGUUACGGUGGUACUGGAAAAACCUUUAUAUGGAAAAGAUUGUCGGCUGCUGUUAGAUCGAAGGGGUUAAUUGUAUUGAAUGCUGCAUCCAACGGUAUAACGGCUCUUCUAUUACCAGGUGGAAGAACCGCGCACUCCACGCCGACAGUCCCUAUUGAGAUUAAUGAGGCGUCAUCGCUUACGAUGGAAAAGGAUAGUCCUAGGGCAGACCUGGUGCGUGCUGCAAAGUUGAUAAUUUGGGAUGAGGCUCCAAUGAUGCACCGAUGGUGUUUUGAGGCAGUUGACCGAUCAUUGCUUGAUAUCAUGUCCAAGAAUGAUCCCCUAAACGCACUUAAACCUUUUGGUGGAAUGGCAGUAGUUUUAGGUGGUGAUUUUAGGCAGAUAUUGCCUGUUGUCCGAGGAGGAACGAGGCCAGAUAUUGUUGAUGCCUCGGAAGAAAUUGCUAAUUUUUGCAAGUGGAUACUCUCAAUUGGAGACGGCAACGAUGCUUCGGGUGACAAUGGUGAAAUGAAGGUAGAAAUUCCUGAAGAUUUGCUGAUAUCAGACACAACAAAUCCGUUGAUGUCACUUAUAGACUUUGUGUAUCCCGAUCUGAAUGAUAACCUUGGUGACCAACUAUUUUUCCAAGAAAGGGGAAUACUCGCACCCACGCUUGAUUCAAUUGAGCAUGUUAACGAAUUUAUGAUGUCGCUGAUUCCAGGUGAAGAGAAAGAGUAUUUAACCUCUGAUUCUAUUUUUAGAUCGGGUGAAUAUUCUGAUGUCCAAAGCGAGUGGUUCACACCAGAAUUUCUUAAUGGUAUUAAGAGCUCUGGAAUUCCAAAUCACAGGUUGAAACUAAAGGUGGGAUGUCCAGUUAUGCUGUUGAGAAACAUCGAUCAGGCCAAUGGACUGUGUAAUGGUACUAGGCUGACAGUUAUACAUCUAGGGAAGAGCACGAUAACUGCUACCAUAUGUCUCAGAGGCCUGGCAGAGUUAGAGGAUGGAGGGAGUCCUCUACUAGUAGUGCACGGAGAGAAAAGGAAGCACAACGCCCUCCUCAAGGAGGAGGAGGAGUCAUAG
Messenger RNA from Medicago truncatula (barrel medic), 1653 nucleotides. RefSeq lists its product as uncharacterized. Gene Ontology annotation, biological process: DNA repair; telomere maintenance. The record is from RefSeq and is a predicted model, not a curated record. NCBI's taxonomy places the organism in Eukaryota, Viridiplantae, Streptophyta, Magnoliopsida, Fabales, Fabaceae. Bases 1 to 1653 code for a protein of 550 amino acids. The transcript has 4 exons. Gene Ontology annotation, molecular function: DNA helicase activity.